This is a messenger RNA of Bursaphelenchus xylophilus (pine wood nematode), 763 nucleotides long. NCBI's taxonomy places the organism in Eukaryota, Metazoa, Nematoda, Chromadorea, Rhabditida, Aphelenchoididae. The record is from the annotation of a GenBank genome assembly.
AUGGGCCAGGUUUUGCUCUUUGCGUCAAGUUUGGGUUUGAGUCAAGUCUUGCAAAAGGCGUCAAGUCUUACGUCAGUAUUGUUUUUUCUCGAUUUUCUGUCAGAAGAAAAGAGGACAUCGACUUUGGUGCGGAAUCAUCUGGAUUGUGAGUUCCAAUUGCAGAAAAACGCAGAGUAAGCUGCUAUAUUUUAUAGGGUUUUGUUAUAUUGUAAUAGGCUUUAAAAUAAGAUUCCUUUCUGUUUUUGUCUCGUUGAAUCUGGUUAAUUUCGUUUUCCUUGUUUCAGCACAAUGUCAGUACCACCAGGUUUCGAGAAGCAACCGAAUAAGAUGCGAACCGAGUUUACCAAACGAUUGGUUGAGUUGGUUCCGAAACAAGCACCAGUUGAUUUUGUUGGUACCCGAAGAAUAGCUAAUCAAUCAGUCAGUGAUAAAGGUGUUGCAUAUCCAGUCUGGAACGGGAAGUUUGGUCCUGUUGAGGAGAAAAGGUAAGCGUUCGCAACUUUGUGUUUGAAUUUAGGAGGAGCUUAUCUCGUACAAGGAAUUCGGAUCUGUUUCUUAUUGAAUAUGCAUCCUGGAUUAUGAGGACAGAAAAAAAUUUCUUUGCAUAUUUAGUAGUCUAACUUUUUUCAGUAUUGGAUGCGGAUGCCGAAAGGAUUUCUACGAUCAGAUGAGGGAAGACUCCAGAAGUCAGUUCAAACAUUACCCUUUCUGUCUGGAUAUAACGCUGAAGGCUGGUAGCAGCAAACGCGAGGGAUCCACAUAA